Messenger RNA from Daldinia caldariorum, 2090 nucleotides. RefSeq names its product ArfGap-domain-containing protein. The coding region runs from base 226 to 1962 and encodes 578 amino acids. Lineage: Eukaryota; Fungi; Ascomycota; Sordariomycetes; Xylariales; Hypoxylaceae. Gene Ontology annotation, molecular function: metal ion binding; GTPase activator activity. The record is from RefSeq and is a predicted model, not a curated record. The transcript has 2 exons. Gene Ontology annotation, biological process: intra-Golgi vesicle-mediated transport; endocytosis; endoplasmic reticulum to Golgi vesicle-mediated transport. Gene Ontology annotation, cellular component: Golgi apparatus.
CAGUUUCAUUCAUUGCACCUCAUCUUUUACAACUUUACAAUUAGAUUUCCCAUAUCGCUGCCACACCCAUCAGCUACUAUUCCCCUUUCAACUCCUGCGUUUAGGCAACCCCUUUUUCUAAUCACCUAACUUCGAACCUUUUUACAUCCCACCCUGUAAAAUUGUUGACUGGAAAACUCAAAUACCCCACGCUUACUCCUAUUCGUUGCUGGUAGCCAUCACGCUAUGUCUAGACGGCCUCCUAACCCAGCUGCUGAACGGGCAGCCCAAAACCAACAAACCAUUAAGAGCCUCCUGAAAUUGGAAGCUAACAAGAUAUGCGCCGACUGCAAGCGAAAUAAGCAUCCGCGAUGGGCGAGCUGGAACUUGGGUGUCUUUAUCUGCAUUCGCUGCUCGGGAAUCCACCGAGGGAUGGGCACCCACAUAUCAAGAGUCAAGUCUGUUGAUCUAGACUCGUGGACGGACGAGCAAUUACAAAGCGUCUUGAGCUGGGGUAAUGCGCGCGCCAACAAAUAUUGGGAAUCGAAGCUGGCUGCUGGCCAUGUUCCCUCCGAAGCAAAGAUCGAGAACUUUAUCAGAACCAAAUAUGAACUUAAGAGAUGGGUGAUGGACGGGCCAAUGCCGGAUCCUGCGAGCCUAGAUGUGGAAGGUGACGACGAUGUUCCACUAAGCAUCGUAAAAGAGAAGCAAAGUAUAGACAGAAAGGAGUCAAUCCGAAAGAGCUCUGUUGGGAAACAAGCUGCGCCGCGGGGUAUAGCACCUCCCGCGCCAGCACCUCAAGCAGAUCUUAUCGGCGGCGACGAUAUCCCCCCGAGGGCGAGUACCGCUGGCCCGGCUUCUUCUCAAGUCCCUCCCAAGUCGGCACCAGCUCCCCCCAAAGCAGUCAACACUAAGGACUCACUCCUAGGAUUGGACUUUUUCGGCGAAGCACCAGCUGCGCCUCCACGUCCAGCAAGUACGAAUAAUGCCGGUGGUAUAGGCGGUCAAUCGAGGCCUGACCUCAAACAGUCUAUCCUAUCUCUCUAUGCGUCGGCCCCACGACCUCAACAAGCACUACAGCAACCGUCACAUUCCUCUUCCGGAUCAUUCGGAGGCUUUGGAGCAAUGCAGUCUCCGUUGCAAUCCCCAACGAUGCCGGCGAUGGGACACCAAUCGCAAAAAUCGAUAGGUGGGGGGCUGGAAGAUGCCUUUGCUGGGUUGAGUUUUGGAAAAGUACCGCCCCCGAAGAGUCCGCAAAAGGAUGCGUUUGCUGGUCUGUCAAAUAUAUCGAGUAACCGGUCCACCCCACAGCCUUCGACUUCUUCAUUCUCUGGUCUUAGUGGGGGUAGUUUCUUUGACUCUAAGCCUGCUCAGCUAGCAUCACACCAGCAGUCCAAACCUUCGCUAUCAUCAUCUGACAGCUUCGGUGCAUUUGGUACACCAGCUGCUACGUCAAAACCAGCACAGUCUUCCUCAGCAGCCCUAGGUGACCUCUUCGACUGGUCCGCCCCUGCUCAACCAGUUGCGGCUCCAGCUCCCUCGAGGCCUGCCCCUUCGUCAACUGCCGACUCCAUCUUCAAUCUUUCAGCGAAUCAAUCAAAGCCGGCGCCUGCACCAGCACCAGUCGCAAGUGCGACUUCAGCUUUGAGCACAUCUGCAUUUAGCAACUCGGACGUUUGGGGGAAUGCAUGGGGCGCUCCUGAACCUAGUCCAGCCGCAGCUCCUAAGAGUCCAGUGGCUGCUACGAGCCCUAUUGGCGGCGGCAAUGACUUUGGUGCCUGGAGCAGUACUGGUGGGUCUUUUGCUACCCAGAGUUUGGUACCAGGAGCCUCUGGGGGUUUUACACCUGCUCCAAAGGUAGCUGCGGACGAGGAAUUCGGAGGCUGGACUAGUAGCACAGGCGGGAAUUUCAGCAGCAACGGUGGAGCAAGACCCGGUGGCGGGUUCGGAAAUGAUGACUUGUUCUCCAAUGUUUGGAAGUAAGCAUCAGGUCGGUCGUCCGAUAUAUUGCAGAACUUGACGGAAUAAAGGCUGAGCCUUGUUAAUUCUGAGUUGGCUCUAGUUGUGCUGCUCGUUACCUAAUGCAUGGCUACACCCAAGCUAAUUGUCAA